CCAGCCGCUCGCCAAUCCGGGUGUGGGUCCGAUUCGGACUCUCUUUCCCUGAAGGCUUCGCGGCGUGAGGCGACGUCGGGUCCUCAGAGUCUUGGCGGCAGUUGGUGGAGCCGGAGCUGGGAGUCCGUCCUCGGGGUUGCCUGCGGGUUUUCCUGCGCCUCGCCUGGAACUCUUCUCGUCAGCGUACCUCAUUACGGCCCUCUCACUCCCCACGGAGAGCGGCGCCAGCUCAGUCUGGCCUCGGAUCAGGCGUCCGCCGAAGUCGGCACGCCCCUCCGCAUCUCCCCGCGGCACAGCCAGGACCCUGUCCAGGCCGUUGUUGCCUUGUCGCCAUGGCGCCCACUAUCCAGACCCAGGCCCAGAGAGAGGAUGGCCACAGGCCCAAUUCCCACCGGACUCUGCCUGAGAGGUCUGGAGUGGUUUGCCGAGUCAAGUACUGCAAUAGCCUCCCGGACAUUCCCUUCGACCCCAAGUUCAUCACCUACCCUUUUGACCAGAACAGGUUCGUUCAAUACAAAGCGACUUCCUUGGAGAAACAGCACAAACAUGACCUACUGACUGAGCCAGACCUGGGGGUCACCAUCGACCUCAUCAACCCUGACACCUACCGCAUCGACCCCAAUGUUCUCUUGGAUCCGGCUGAUGAGAAGCUUCUAGAAGAGGAGAUUCAAGCCCCCACAAGCUCUAAGAGAUCCCAGCAACACGCAAAGGUGGUGCCAUGGAUGCGGAAGACAGAAUACAUCUCCACUGAGUUCAAUCGUUACGGCAUCUCCAAUGAGAAGCCUGAGGUCAAGAUUGGGGUUUCUGUGAAGCAGCAAUUCACCGAGGAGGAAAUUUAUAAGGACAGAGAUAGCCAGAUCACAGCCAUUGAGAAGACCUUUGAGGAUGCCCAGAAGUCGAUCUCCCAGCAUUACAGCAAGCCCCGAGUGACACCAGUGGAGGUCAUGCCUGUCUUCCCAGACUUUAAGAUGUGGAUCAACCCAUGUGCUCAGGUGAUCUUUGACUCAGACCCAGCCCCCAAGGACACGAGUGGUGCAGCUGCAUUGGAGAUGAUGUCUCAGGCUAUGAUCAGGGGCAUGAUGGAUGAAGAAGGGAACCAGUUUGUGGCCUACUUCCUGCCCGUGGAAGAGACGUUGAAGAAACGAAAGCGGGACCAGGAGGAGGAGAUGGACUAUGCACCAGAUGAUGUGUAUGACUACAAGAUUGCUCGGGAGUACAACUGGAACGUGAAGAACAAGGCUAGCAAAGGCUAUGAGGAGAACUACUUCUUCAUCUUCCGAGAGGGUGAUGGGGUUUACUACAAUGAACUGGAGACCAGGGUUCGCCUCAGUAAGCGUCGAGCCAAGGCUGGUGUUCAGUCGGGUACCAACGCCCUGCUUGUGGUCAAACACCGGGACAUGAAUGAGAAGGAAUUAGAAGCCCAGGAGGCACGGAAGGCCCAGCUGGAGAACCAUGAACCUGAGGAGGAAGAGGAAGAAGAGAUGGAGACAGAGGAGAAGGAAGCUGGGGGCUCAGAUGAAGAGAGGGAGAAAGGCAGCAGCAGUGAGAAGGAAGGCAGCGAGGACGAGCGCUCAGGCAGCGAGAGUGAGCGGGAGGAAGGCGACAGGGAUGAGGCGAGCGACAAGAGUGGCAGUGGUGAGGACGAGAGCAGUGAGGACGAGGCCCGGGCUGCGCGGGACAAAGAGGAGAUCUUCGGCAGUGAUGCUGAUUCCGAGGAUGAUGCUGACUCUGAGGAGGAGGACAGAGGACGGGUCCGUGGCAGUGACAAUGAUUCGGACAGUGGCAGCGAAGGGGGUGGCCAGCGCAGCCGCAGUCCCAGUCCCUUCCCCAGCGGCAGUGAGCACUCAGCCCAGGAGGAUGGCAGCGAAGCUGCACCUUCAGAUUCCAGCGAAGCCGACAGCGACAGUGACUGACUCCCUGGGCCUUAGGGCCGGUGCAGGCGCCAUCAUUAGGACCAGGAAGGCACUUUCUAGUGGUUGGUUUGUGAGCUCUUCACUUUGUCUGUACCCCCCAUCCUACCCCAAACUUUUGCUGUUAAUAAAGACAACUUCUUAUCCCUCCUAGCCCCCGUGGUCUUGUUCUACCUGUUUCCCCAUCCCAAGUGCUCAAGGACCUCAACCUAAGGCACAGAAGUAAAGGCUACAGGGGCAGAAGCGCUGGGUUUUCAUCCCAUGUAACAUAACAAAGGUCAGAAUCAUUUUUGUUUUUUUUCUUUUUUUUUUUUUUUUCCAAAAUAAGCCCAGACCAUUAAACAAGUGAAACUCCAACAAA
This is a messenger RNA of Orycteropus afer afer, 2271 nucleotides long. RefSeq names its product PAF1 homolog, Paf1/RNA polymerase II complex component (gene PAF1). Gene Ontology annotation, cellular component: Cdc73/Paf1 complex. Gene Ontology annotation, biological process: transcription elongation by RNA polymerase II. Gene Ontology annotation, molecular function: chromatin binding; RNA polymerase II complex binding. NCBI's taxonomy places the organism in Eukaryota, Metazoa, Chordata, Mammalia, Tubulidentata, Orycteropodidae. The record is from RefSeq and is a predicted model, not a curated record.